Messenger RNA from Pipistrellus kuhlii (Kuhl's pipistrelle), 1665 nucleotides. RefSeq names its product NADH:ubiquinone oxidoreductase subunit B2 (gene NDUFB2). The coding region runs from base 81 to 395 and encodes 104 amino acids. Gene Ontology annotation, cellular component: mitochondrial inner membrane. The record is from RefSeq and is a predicted model, not a curated record. Lineage: Eukaryota; Metazoa; Chordata; Mammalia; Chiroptera; Vespertilionidae. The transcript is spliced from 4 exons.
GGGAGGAAGUGAGGGGACGGGGCGGGGCGGCCUCACGGCGGUGGUGCGGCCUCACGGCGGCUGUCCGGACUCGGGCCGGCAUGUCGGCUCUUACGCGGGUGGUGCCUUUCGCUCGCGGCGGAGGCAGCCUCUUCAGAGGCCUCCGCGCGCGGGCGGCUGGAAGCGGAGUCCGUCAUGCUGGUGGCGGAGUGCACAUUGAGCCCCGGUACAGAGAGUUUCCCCAGCUCACCAAGUCCCAGGUGAUCAGGGGGGAGUUCUUCAGUGCAACCAUGUGGUUCUGGAUUCUCUGGCGCUUUUGGCAUGACUCAGAUGCUGUGCUGGGUCACUUUCCAUAUCCAGAUCCUUCCAAAUGGACGGAUGAAGAAUUGGGAAUCCUUCCGGAUGACGAAGACUGAAAAUGUAGACUCAACUAUUUACAAGUAGAGAGAGAAACAUCAUUGAGAGAGAACCAUUGAUUGGCUGCCUCCUGCACGCCCCCUACUGGGUCAAUCACAUAACCCAGGAAUUUGCCCUGACUGGGAAUUGAACUGGAAUUGAACUCAGUGGAUAGGAUGGUGCUCAUUCAUUUGAGCCACAUCAGCCAGGGCUCGUGUCCGAUUUCUGAAUUUAGUAUUUUCACAUUUGCUGUCCCCUGUGCUCCUGCCACCCCUCACCCUAAAUUGGUUUCAUCUUCAUUUUCAUUGUAUAUUUUUAAAAUGUUAUUUUUUCCUAAGUUACGUUACAAAUUAGGGCCCCAUUUACGCACCAAAGGCUUUUAAGUACCAAGUCCACACAGGGAUUUCAGGGUGGACAAGACAGGCAGGCGCUUACAGUGCACAUUUAUAGUUCCAAAACCACUACGUUUUCUAUGUUUAGCACUCACAUGGGAAGCUCCAGCAGAGGGGGCUGUUAUGAUGUGGAUGUGCAUAGAAAUGAGCUCUAAAUAGUAAAGGGUUACGACCCUUUCAUUUUCCAGAUCAGGACAUCAGUCAGUCAGGAGAAGUUCCUUUCCCUACAACCCCUUGUGGAUUAAGACAUUCUUAUUUAACAGUUUAAAUUAAUCAUUGUACAGUUUAAUUGCCAUCAUUCAGAAUGCCUUGGAAAUUGUUUUAAAAGAUAGGAAGCAUUAAAAUAUAGUUGAGUGUUUCCAUUAAAUUGUAUUAUUAGCAUUGCCUUUUUAAUUAGAAGUAGCUUAGUGACAUGAAAAUUACAGCAGUUUUUGGAUAUGCAGGGCCAAGGGGGAUGGCAAAAAUGUCUCCAAAAGGUAGGCGAUUAAGCUCUUUUAUAGUUUGUAUGUCUCUGGGUUUGUUAUGGACAGUAAGAGGUCCCAGGCCACCUGCUUCCUGUGUUAAUGUAUCUGACAGCACUAACCCCUUCCUAUCCUUUUACAGAUUUCCCAAUAUUCCCACACUGUCAUUAACAUUUUGUUUUAAUAACUAGACUGUAAGCCCUUUGCGAGAGCAAGGUGAUUUUACUUCCCUCCUUGACAAGGCAACUCACGUGACUGGUGCUCAGUGGAUGCUUAAAUAAUUGAAUAAACAGAAUUACGGAUUUGAGUUAGUGAAAAUAAAAGUACUUAAAGCUUUCCCCUUUUGUUUUUUCUACAGGAGCAAGGUCAGAAUUUCAAGAGAUUGUGGACUUCAUAUUGUCUGUUGAAGUUGUAAAUUAAAGUGGUUUGAUCAUGAA